CUGAAUACUAGAAAAAAAUUAUACAAGCAAUGUGUGGUUUUUAGGAUUAUACGAGCAAGUCCAAUCUAAUACCUUAAAAAAUUAUUGUGGACUUCAGUUGUGCAAUGCAAAACAUAGGGCAAAUCUUUUUCCAUCUUAAAGUCAAGAUCGUUUUGGGUAUUACACGAGGAAAACGUGUUGGGUCAAUAAAUUUUGUAAUGAUGUGGGAAAGGAUUUUUGUAUUGUGAAAUUGUAAACUACUACUUCUUUCUUUAACAUGCUUAAAUUUGUGCUAUAAAACAACUCUCCUUCGCUUUUAUUAUUAUUUUUUCUGUAAUAAGAAAGCACGAAGCAAAAAAGUGAAGAGGGGAUUUGAGGAAGUGAAAUAUAUUUAUUUAUGUGGGUUUUUUGGUUGGAUUUUUAAGCUGGGUUUUGCUUGAAUUUUUAAUUAAGAUAGUGAAAGAAUAAUGGAGAGAGAUUUUCUGGGUUUGAAUUCAAAUGAACCAUUGGCUGUGGUUAAGGAUGAUGUUAACACUGAUAAGUACAAAGAAAUAGGUUUUACUAAAAGCUCAGGGAUACAAUGGCCCUUUUCAAACAAAGUUUUCGCUGUUCCACAGCUGAUGAACUUUAAUUUUGCCCAAGGGAAUAAAACCAAAAAGACUGGAUAUGAUUCAAAAGUAUCCCCUCUCUUCAUGCCUAUAUCAACAAUGGAUGCUUCUGAACUUCAGAAAUCGUUCAAUCACAAUUGGAAUGGUGGGGGUCAUUUUUCAUUGACUGAUUCUCAUGUUCAACACAACACGAACAUGUUUCCGGCAUCAAACCAGACAAUUUCUGUUUCUGGGAGCAACCCGUUCGUGAAGAAUGAUUUCACUACCACUGGUCAAAACUUUCCUGCUAAUACUAUAAAACCACAAUUUCUUGGAGGGGUUCCAGUGACAACUCCACAUUCAGUUCUUCCCACCCUUGGCACUGUUGGUGGAAGUGUUGAACCAUGCGCCCAGACCUCUGGAUCACCUGCUCAAUUGACUAUCUUUUAUGCGGGUGAAGUGAAUGUCUUUGAUGAUAUUACCCCUGAGAAGGCUCAAGCUAUCAUGUUUUUGGCUGGGAACGGGUCUUCCAUGGCUUCUAAUUCAGCUUAUCCAAAACCCCCGGUCCAGACACCUAUUUUGAAACCAGUUCAAGUUGAUAGUGUUCCUGCGAACCAGCUCAUAAGUACACAACUGAGCUUUGGUAUGCCAAGCCCUUUACCUGUUUCUUCUCAUGCUGGUACGCAGUCUUGGAGUGGAUCCACCAGUACCGAAGAACAGAUAAUAUGCAAGGCCUCAGUACCUCCAACUCCAUCUACCCCUAUUAGCAAAUUGGAGAGUCCAAAUUUGGUAAAAACCAUGGGAUCUGAUGCUGCCACCGGCAUGAUGCCUUCUGGUAUCCACCCUUAUGCUCUUAAAGAUUUUCCAUUCUUUGUGUUGGCUUGCAGGAAAAAAAUUGUGAUGACAAAGAGUUCCACAGGCUCGCAAAGCUUCCUUGGCUCGGUUUUUGGAGAAGCGCAAGGGGAGGAUAAUGAGUACAGCAUCACCAUACAAUCUUAUUAGCAAGAAGUCUCUAGAUUAUGCAACUACCAUGGAAUCGAAUGCAUAAACAAACUUUAUGGCGAUCUCUGCUGCAACUGAGUAGGGGAAACUCCAUGAUUUAUGAUUUGGCAUUGGAAGGGAAUGAAUGCAAAGUUUAUGUUUGGCAUUUUGUUUCUCUAAUGAAAAAAUAUAUGUAACGUUGACUAUGCUUGAUUACCAUCAACUAGAGUUUAAGCAGUAGUUGGUGGUUUAAGGUUAUAAUGGGUUUUUUUUUUUUUUGGUUUAUAUUUAUGUUGGAUGUUUUAGCUACUUUGUAACCCAUUCAAUUGCUGUUACAUGGUAGAAAUAAUGCAUUAAUAAGAAUUUGUAUUUUCUUCUA
Gossypium arboreum is the source of this 1926-nucleotide messenger RNA. RefSeq names its product protein TIFY 6B. Bases 447 to 1568 code for a protein of 373 amino acids. Gene Ontology annotation, cellular component: nucleus. NCBI's taxonomy places the organism in Eukaryota, Viridiplantae, Streptophyta, Magnoliopsida, Malvales, Malvaceae. Gene Ontology annotation, biological process: regulation of jasmonic acid mediated signaling pathway; regulation of defense response; response to wounding. The record is from RefSeq and is a predicted model, not a curated record. The transcript has 7 exons.